Messenger RNA from Bradysia coprophila, 1673 nucleotides. RefSeq names its product mitochondrial translation elongation factor Tu 1 (gene mEFTu1). Gene Ontology annotation, biological process: mitochondrial translational elongation. The record is from RefSeq and is a predicted model, not a curated record. Gene Ontology annotation, cellular component: mitochondrion. Gene Ontology annotation, molecular function: GTPase activity; translation elongation factor activity; GTP binding. NCBI's taxonomy places the organism in Eukaryota, Metazoa, Arthropoda, Insecta, Diptera, Sciaridae.
GCUUGCAUAACCAAUCGAUUCGUCUCAUAUUCGACUCGGAAAAAUUCAUAAAAGAAGACAUAAGGAACGUAAGGUGAAGUCGGUGAAAGAGUUGAAAUUGCAUCACCUUUUGGAUAAAUCAUUUAGAAACCAAUAACAAACGGGACAAUGGCCGCAUUUACAACAGUUCGCACUAUCUUAAAUCCAGCGAAUCGCGAAAUGUUAAAGAAAUUCUUGUGGAACACAACAUCGAGACAUGCAUCCAUGCAAAUGUUGAUUCCAGCAUUACAGACUGCUGUGCCCAGACGAUUCUAUGCCGAAAAGAAAGUUUUCGAACGGUCGAAGCCUCAUUGCAAUAUCGGCACCAUCGGACAUGUUGAUCAUGGAAAAACAACUCUCACUGCAGCGAUAACUCGAGUCUUAUCGGAAAAGGAAUUGGCAGAUGCCAAGGGCUACAACGAAAUUGACAACGCACCGGAAGAGAAGGCCCGCGGUAUUACAAUCAAUGUUGCUCACAUAGAAUAUCAGACAGAAAAUCGUCAUUACGGACACACCGAUUGCCCGGGACAUGCCGAUUAUAUUAAAAACAUGAUCACUGGUACCUCGCAAAUGGAUGGAGCAAUUUUAGUUGUUGCCGCUACGGACGGUGUUAUGCCGCAGACCAAAGAGCAUUUACUACUGUCCAAACAGAUUGGCAUCGCUCACAUUGUUGUCUUUAUUAACAAAGUUGAUGCUGCUGAUCAGGAAAUGGUGGACCUUGUCGAAAUGGAAAUUCGUGAAUUAAUGACCGAAAUGGGCUACGAUGGAGACAAUGUUCCAGUUGUGAAGGGUUCAGCUCUCUGUGCAUUGGACGGAAAGAGUCCCGAAAUCGGUGCUGACGCUGUACUGAAAUUGCUAGAAGAAGUGGACCAACAUAUUCCAACGCCAGUCAGAGAUUUGGAUAAAUCAUUUUUGCUGCCAGUCGAGAGUGUUUACAGCAUUCCAGGCCGUGGAACCGUUGUCACCGGUCGCUUAGAACGUGGCAUUGUCAAAAAGGGAAUGGAAUGUGAAUUCGUCGGCUUCGGCAAAACAUUGAAGUCAACCGUAACUGGCGUCGAAAUGUUCCAUCAAAUUUUAAAUGAAGCUCAUGCCGGUGAUCAAUUGGGAGCGUUGGUUCGCGGUAUGAAGCGUGACGAUAUCAAGCGUGGAUUUGUGAUGUGUAAGCCGGGAACUUGUAAGGCCAACGAUCAGGUGGAAGCACAAGUUUACAUUCUGAACAAAGAAGAGGGCGGCCGUGCAAAGCCAUUCACCAGCUUCUUCCAAAUGCAAAUGUUCUCCAAAACUUGGGAUUGUGCCACGCAAGUCCAGAUACCGGGUAAAGAGAUGGUUAUGCCCGGCGAAGAUGCUAAAUUACAUUUGAAACUGAUAAAGCCAAUGGUUCUGGAAGAAGGUCAACGGUUCACUCUUCGAGAUGGUCACUUGACUCUGGGUACUGGCGUUGUAACCAAAGUUCUAUCGCCCUUAUCCGAAGACGAACGAAUGCAGUUGAUGGAGGGCAAGAAUGCGAGAGCUAAGCGACUUGGGAAAGCUUAGGCCUGUAGUCGAUUUGGAAUUUUAUGUUAAUUUCCUCAGUCAGAUGAGAAGGUGUUCAAUACGACACUGCGAUCCAGCGUUCUGAUUUCUUGAUUUGAAUACAACUUAGAGUAAUAAGAUCA